This is a messenger RNA of Penicillium robsamsonii, 1725 nucleotides long. Its product is annotated as Major facilitator superfamily domain general substrate transporter. The transcript has 4 exons. NCBI's taxonomy places the organism in Eukaryota, Fungi, Ascomycota, Eurotiomycetes, Eurotiales, Aspergillaceae. The coding region runs from base 1 to 1725 and encodes 574 amino acids. Gene Ontology annotation, biological process: regulation of DNA-templated transcription; DNA-templated transcription. The record is from RefSeq and is a predicted model, not a curated record. Gene Ontology annotation, molecular function: zinc ion binding; DNA-binding transcription factor activity, RNA polymerase II-specific; DNA binding.
AUGUCGGAUACUUCAGGAACAGUGAAACCCGCCAAGCGUGGAACACGGAAUUCUCUUUCGUGUGCGCAAUGUCGCUACAAACACCUUCGCUGCGAUGGCCGCAAGCCUGUCUGUUCACGCUGCGCUGCAAAUACAGUACAAUGCAUUUAUCCUCCCUCGCGCCGACGUGGAAAUCCAAAACCGGGGAACCCCGCACUGUCGCCUGUCAAAACUGUCCAUGAGAACCAGGAUGACCCAUCACUGCAGACUUCCACUAUCUCUUCAUCCUCGUCCGCUGUUAACAACGGGGAGAUUGAACCAUCUUCCAACUCAGCAUCCUCAUUUCUGAGUUUGUAUUACGAGUUCUUUCAUGCAGCUCACCCUUGCGCCUUGCCUUUCCAGGUUCUUAAGACUCGUCUGAAUGAACCGGAAAUUCAGCCUCUCCUUCAAGUCAUGUGUUAUAUUGGAUCUAUUUUUGAUAUUUCCUGUCCACCUAAGUUGUCAAAAUCUUGGGCCAAACGUGCUGAGGACUCAGUGGCCGAAAUUCGGUCAUCACCCCGGCCUCUUACGCCAUUUGAUAUUCAAGCUCUUCUACUUUAUUCUAUCGCUGUCUACUGGUGCAAUGAAACGGAAAGUGGCGUUGGGCUCCUUGGCGAAGCAAUUCGCAUAGGAGUAGCCCUUGGAAUGAACAAGAAGGAAUUCGCCCAAAACUACGCGGAAGCCGAUUCCAUACUUGAGGAAAGUUGGCGCCGCACUUGGUGGGUAAUCUAUAUCACCGAUGCCCACAUCGCCGGAUCUACCCACACGUAUCCAUUCCGAACAAGUGGCAUUGAAAUCACCACCGACCUUCCUUGUGAGGAAGAACAGUACGAAAGAGGGGCUAUCCCACCCUCACGAUCCCUAGAAGAUUACGACAAUAGGGAGUUCCUUAGCGAAGAUGAAACUAAUUUUUCCUCGUACGCGGAGCUUAUUGGAUUGACCCGCGGGAUUGAUCGGGCCUUGUCUCCUGGCAACACGGCAGAUGAUCGAAUAUAUACCACUAUGGCUGCUAGCUCUGACACUACUGUUCGAGCAUGGUGCUCUCUUCUUUCUCCGGAAAAGAGGGAAUUAAUACGUCCCAAUGGAUCAUUUGAUGAGGUCAUGUUCAAAGCAUUCUUCAUUAUGCACACAUACACUGUUGAAAUCCAUCGGCCGCUGUCAGCGUUGACUCACAGUGCAAUUGAAUCGGUAUCGCGUUGUGCUCCAUUGGCUCCGUCUGAACAACUAAAGUGCAACAACGGAAAAGAACGUGACCUUCAUACUGUCAAAUGCACUCAGGCUAUCAAUAGCAUUGAUGAACUAUUGACUCUGCCAACUAAUCUGAAGACCCAUUCUCCGUUCAUCAUUUGCAUGAUUGCCAAUGUGACCAUUGCACAUCUAUCGGCUUGCAGGUUUAUUUUUUCGGGCGAUCAGCGAGCUAAAGGUCGGGAGAAGAUUCGUUUGACAAUGGGUACUUUGAAGCGUCUAAGUGAGCACUGGACCCUGGGCAAACGGACCUACCGUGAAAUUGGAAUUGUCGCCCGAGAAUUGUUAUCUCUCUCAAAGGACCCUCCGACUAGUUUGGGUGCCGUUGAACUGUCCCUAGAUCCAACAUCGCCUGCAUUCCCGGAAUUGGACAUGUUACCCAACUCCAAUUUUGACUUUUGUGCAUAUUUUGAUGCGGAUGCUCCUGGUCUAACCGAAACAAGUUCAUUUAUGUUACAAUAG